Messenger RNA from Ceratina calcarata, 1071 nucleotides. RefSeq names its product TBP-associated factor 8 (gene Taf8). The coding region runs from base 48 to 938 and encodes 296 amino acids. The transcript is spliced from 5 exons. Gene Ontology annotation, molecular function: protein heterodimerization activity. The record is from RefSeq and is a predicted model, not a curated record. Lineage: Eukaryota; Metazoa; Arthropoda; Insecta; Hymenoptera; Apidae. Gene Ontology annotation, cellular component: transcription factor TFIID complex. Gene Ontology annotation, biological process: transcription initiation at RNA polymerase II promoter.
GAACGUUACCCAUACGUAGAGGCGCCCGACCCGUCCGACUCUUCUUCAUGUUUGCGUCGUAUAUAAACAACAUGGACGUUCAAACGACAAAUACCAGACGGAAAAUAUUAAAUCACGUAGUUUGUAGUAUUUUAGUGGAAUGCGGUUACGACACUUGCGAGAAGCAAGCGUUGGAAACACUGACAGAAAUGAUACAAUCUUUUAUCGUGGAAGUCGGAGAGUCCGCAAGGAAUUACUGUGAACUGUCUGGUAGAACAGAGCCGCUCAUUGCCGACGUUAUCGUGGCACUGAUAAACAUGGGGAUAAAAGUGGACAACAUGGAAAAUUAUGGCAAGAGAACAAACAGGACAGUGUUACCUCCCCUUCAGCAACAGACUCAAGCAAAGCAGUUGAACAUCCUACAGGCCGGAGUGAAACACAGUCAUCCGUCGCAUAUACCGAGUUACUUGCCACCUUUCCCCGACCCCCACGCGUACAUCAGAACGCCGACGCACAAACAGCCGGUAACCGAGUAUGAGGCGAUAAGAGAGAAAGCAGCUACACAGAAGCGUGAUAUUGAAAGAGCACUGACGAGGUUCAUCGCGAAAACCGGGGAAACGCACAGUUUGUUUUUAACAGAAGACAAUAGCAUGUUUCCGUUGAUUGCGUGUAAGCCACAAUUUCCUAGUUACCUUUCCGCGCUUCUUCCGCAAGAUCAAAUAUUCGAGGCCGACCAAGAUUUCCAUUUCGAGCCGAGCCCGGUCAAGAAUAAGAAGAAGGAGCAAGAGAUCGAAGAACCAGAGGAGAGAAGUAUGAAAGGACAGAACGAAGACGGUGAACAAAACGGAGAGACGGCUGCGCAGCAAGACGCUAUAGACAAUCCUUACUUGAGGCCAGGGAAGAUACCAAAGAACAAAAUACCAGGAGUCGUGCAUUCCCCGGGCAUUCAUCCGAUAUGAAAAGGGCGACUCGAUCGAGUGAUGCUCUCGCCAAUUUUAUUACGCCGUAAGUUGUACAUAAUUCUGUCUUCACACACGAAGCACUCUUUUAUAUUUGUAUUAUAUAAAUAAAAAUCGAUCUUUAUUACGGUAA